AGGAGGGGCCUGCGUGUCCUCAUAAAGCCACAGUUCAGUCUCAGAGUGGAGCGCAGAAGGCUACAAACAUGGCACUCGUCGUGGGUUCCCUCACUGUUCCCCUGCUGGCUGGGACGCUUUUCGUGGCUCUGUUGACGUACCUCACCUGCAGGCAGCUCAGCAGCUACUGGCACAAGUGGUAUGAAAUGAAGCCCAUUCCUGAGAUCGCAGGAACUUUGCCCUUCAUAGGAAACGCUCUGGAGUUCAAGACCAACGCGGGAGAUUUCUUUCGUCAAAUUGAAGACUACACCCGUCAGUUCAGUGACCUGCCGCUCUUCAAACUCUGGCUCGGUCCUCUGCCUUUUGUGAUCCUAUAUCAUGCUGAGACUGUCGAGCCUAUUCUGAGCACCUCCACUCAUUUGGACAAAGCCUACGUCUACAACUUUCUCCAUCCCUGGCUGGGAGCUGGUCUGCUAACCAGCACGGGCCCGAAAUGGCGGCAGAGGAGGAAGAUGCUCACUCCCACCUUCCACUUCUCCAUCCUGGCCGACUUCCUGGAGGUGAUGAACGAGCAAGCGGAGAUUCUGGUGGAGAAGCUGGAGAAGAAGGCGGGGAAGGGAAUGUUCAACUGCUUCAGUCACAUCACACUGUGCGCUCUGGACAUCAUCUGUGAAACUGCCAUGGGGAAGAAAAUCUACGCUCAGAGCAACUCGGAGUCAGAAUAUGUCAAGUGUGUUUACAAGAUGAGCGACAUUAUCAGCCGUCGACAGAGGACGCCCUGGUUUUGGCCCAACUUCAUGUACAAUUACUUCGGCGAAGGCAAGGAGCACGACAAAACACUGAGGAUCCUUCACGCCUUCACGUACAAAGUGAUUCACGAAAGAGCGGAGAACAUUAACAACGUCGAAUCAGACAGCGAGACGGAAAACGGCAAAAAGCGGAGGGCGUUUCUGGACAUGCUCUUGAAGGCCACAGAUGAGGAGGGCAACAGCAUGAGCCAUCAGGAGAUCCAGGAGGAAGUCGACACGUUCAUGUUCGAGGGCCACGACACCACAGCUGCCGCCAUGAACUUCGCCCUUCAUCUGCUGGGCUCCCAUCCUGAGGCUCAGAAGAAGGUCCAUCAAGAGCUCCACGAAGUGUUCGGAACGUCGGAUCGGCCCAUUAACACCGAGGACCUGAAGAAGCUCAAAUACCUGGAGUGUGUCAUCAAGGAGUCGCUGCGGCUGUUCCCCUCCGUACCCUUCUUCGCCCGCACCAUCUGUGAAGACUGCCACAUCAGAGGUUUCAAAGUUUCCAAAGGAGCCAACGCCAUCAUCAUCACCUACGCGCUGCACAGAGACCCCCGCUACUUCCCUGAACCCGAGAAGUUCAAGCCUGAGCGCUUCCUGCCCGAGAACUCCGUGGGGAGACCUCCGUAUGCCUACGUCCCCUUCUCUGCUGGGCUCCGCAACUGCAUUGGCCAGCGAUUUGCCAUCAUGGAGGAGAAAGUUGUGCUAGCGUCCAUCCUGCGGAACUUCACGGUCGAGGCGUGUCAGGAGCGCGAGGAGCUGCGGCCGGUGGGAGAGCUGAUCCUGAGACCGGAGAAAGGGAUCCUGAUCAAACUGGAGAAGAGGAGGCAGCAGUCGUAGUCACCUGCGUCAGGUUCAUGUCUCCUGAAUUCAUCCUUGGAUCUAAAUGAAUUUCCACACUGUGGCUUCAGAUUUGGGGCACAUCAAGUUGCAGAUACAUUUUUGUUGUAUCAACAUCACAAACACGCAAUUGCGUUUUUUUGCUUGGAAAAUAAAGUGAA
Synchiropus splendidus (mandarinfish) is the source of this 1768-nucleotide messenger RNA. RefSeq names its product cytochrome P450 4V2. NCBI's taxonomy places the organism in Eukaryota, Metazoa, Chordata, Actinopteri, Syngnathiformes, Callionymidae. The record is from RefSeq and is a predicted model, not a curated record. Gene Ontology annotation, molecular function: heme binding; iron ion binding; oxidoreductase activity, acting on paired donors, with incorporation or reduction of molecular oxygen. Bases 69 to 1607 code for a protein of 512 amino acids. The transcript is spliced from 11 exons.